Molecule: messenger RNA, 1840 nt
Organism: Labeo rohita (rohu)
Lineage: Eukaryota; Metazoa; Chordata; Actinopteri; Cypriniformes; Cyprinidae
Gene: vgll3
Product: vestigial-like family member 3
Exons: 4
Coding region: 211-1230 (339 amino acids)
Biological process (GO): regulation of transcription by RNA polymerase II
Cellular component (GO): nucleus
Source: RefSeq, a predicted model, not a curated record
UGUCGCUGUGUUUUGAUCCGCUGUCUGUCUGUAGGUGGUGAAGCCUCGAUGGGGACACUUUUGUUUUUAUGCUAAUAUUUUCUUUCACAAACUGCGGCGCUUUUGUCAACGCUCAGGUUUAUAUUGGGGGGAAUGAUGACAGCAUUUAUCUGCGGUUGAGGAAGCUGCCGUGUUUCUGAAGAGCCUCUUGAGAUCGUCUAAGCCUCUGCCAUGAGUUGUUUGGAUGUUAUGUAUCAUCAGAGUUAUGGAGCUCAUCACUACUUGCCCGCGACAUCAGCAGCAGCGGCAGCAGCGGCUUACAAAGCGGCAUACUACCAUCAUCAUCAGCAGCAGCAGCAGCAGCAGCAGCAGCAGAAGAAGUUCAGUGCCUACAGCAGGAUGCAGGAUUCUGAGGAGUUUCCCUCUCACUGUGGUCAGAGUAAGCAACCUAGAGCGCUCAAGCCCCGUCCUGAGCCUGAGCUUUCACGAGAGGAGGAGCAGAACGUUGGGGAAGAGGAGCGCUGCAAGGAGACGCAGCCUGCCGAGGCCGAGUACUUGAGUGCCAGGUGUGUGGUGUUCACCUAUUUCCGUGGAGACAUCGGGGAUGUGGUUGAUGAACAUUUCUCACGUGCGUUGAGCCAGCCCAGCGCCUUCAGCAAUGACGCCAAGGCCGGCAGACUUCAAUCUGGAGGACCGUGGAAAGAAGGAAACUCCCACUCCGAGGGUCAGUGUGGCUCUUUACCGUCAUCCCUGUGGGGUAGCGGCUACCCAUCCCAAACCAGCCCGUGUGUCCCCUCCUCUCACCCUGACUUCCCCCACGCCGCUGCCUUCCACCCUGCAGACACUGGCAUUUGGAGCAGCCACAGCCUCGCUCAGACCGGCCUGCCCCCUCCUUCUGCUCUUACUGACUCUUGGCACUACGGCCUUGGAGCCCAGGGUGGAGCGGGAUACCCUCAUGUACAUGAAAUGUACCCUCAUAUGCACCCCCGUCACCCACAUCCGCAUUCCCACGCACACCACGUGCUCCAUCACGCCCACAGCCCCGCUCUGGACCCACGCUUCAGCCCCCUUCUGCUACCUGGUGUAAGAGCAUCUUGCAGCCCGACGUCAUGUACAGACGGAAUCAAAACAGAGCUGGAAGCGAGUAACAUCCCAGCCCCGAGCUGGCCCGCUUCUUUCCAUGGGUCAGUGGACAUCUAUCAUGACACAGCGCUGGAGCAAGACAAAGCAAAGGCCAGUGUUUGGUUCUGAGACAGAAAAGAUUCACUGGACUACAUGCCUGAGACUGGACCACUUCUGCAGCUGAGGCCCACAGCACUGCGUGUGGAUUCUUUCCUCACGAGACUUUCUUGGGAACUAUUCAGGGGAACAUCAGUCUCUAUCUGUGAGACAAGCACAAAAACAGCUUUAGGGAAAACGAGUGUUUUUGUAAAGCAUACCAUCCUGUCUCAGUUUGUGCCCGCUCAUGAACAGAGAUCCAGUUCAGGACGCUUCUGUAAAGAGCUCUGCCGUAAAGGACGCCAAAUGAGGCGUCUUUCUUCACACAAAGGAGGUUUUCUCGACACGGUUGAUGCUUUAGACCUGCGUUCGUGUACGUACCACGGGUUCUGUUGAAAGAACUGAUCGUAGUAGUACGGCAGGCGGAAAUGUUUGAAUGUCUGAGAAAAUCUUUAAUAUAUUUGUCUUGUGAGUUUACUGAUUGGUGUUUUCUGUUUGUAAUACGUGUUAUUAGAUCAUUUUGGAUGUCAAAUCGUCUUGCCUUAGAGGAAUACGUCAUUGCUAUACAUGAACUGCUAAGUUUUAUUGGCAAACACUCUGUUUUGUUUGAAUGGAUUUAUUAAAUCAUUAAUGUCUCUUUAAA